AUGAGUGCCGGUCGAUUGAAUAUGAUCGUCUCCAAGCUGGGCAGGUCUGCAGCGAAGACAACUCGGAAUAUCAACGCUGUUGAGGUGAGGGGAGCACCACCGAACCUGCUGAAGGCGAUCAUCAAAGAUGAUCAGCUUAAAACAACACGAGAGGUUGCCCAUGAACUAGUCAUUGACUAUUCAAUAGUCGUUCUCCAUUUGGAAUUGGAAAGGUGA
Molecule: messenger RNA, 216 nt
Organism: Necator americanus (New World hookworm)
Lineage: Eukaryota; Metazoa; Nematoda; Chromadorea; Rhabditida; Ancylostomatidae
Exons: 1
Coding region: 1-216 (71 amino acids)
Source: RefSeq, a predicted model, not a curated record